AUGACCAGUUCACAAUUCCUUCCAAGAGGAACACCCCAGACAGUGCCAAGUCCUCAAGAGCAAGCUCCGAGCAUGCUACCUCCAGGGUACCCGCUGCAUGUGGCCAACCCCCAUGCCUUGCCUGUCCUUUCGGGCAAUGCCCGGCCAAAGCAGGAUCCCCGUGUAACCCAAACCGUCCCCAAGCAAGCUUUACUGACAGGAGCUCCCCCUGGUGCGCCCAGCAUCAUGCACAGACUCCCCCCACUGGAAACGAUUCUGAAGAGUCUCACUUCAGCCUCCAAUCCCAUCAGUCCCACACCUGGAUCAGAUGCUGUCAUGAGCAGUCCUCGGGGCAUACAACCAGCAUCCUUAAGACCAAAUCGACCAAGGCUCGUUCGGCCGCACAGUUUCCCAGACGCUUCAGUAUUCACCAGUGUGUCCAUGCCUGUCCAGUCCCCGUCUGGCAACUUUCCUUCACCAACUUCCCCCAGUUUUCCCUACUCCCCAGCUAGUCUCCUGACAUCAUUGCCAAAGUCACUGCCAGACCCUUCCCCUGCCCCAGCCAUUAAUCUGUCACCAAAGACAAAGACCCAAUCUUCCUCAGUUUCAAACUUUCCCGCGUUAACCAGGUCUGCUUCCACGUACUCUGCCCUCCAUAAACAAGCAGCUCCCAGUUUCCCUCCCUCGCCCUCCAAUUCCCAAGCAUCCUGCACUGCAAACUUCAAGCUCUCCAGCUUCCAAGCAACCCCAGGAAGUUCUUCCUCACCUAGUACCAAACCAGGAGGGACCUCAGUCCCUUCGAGCCCUUCCUCACCCAGGAGCACCUUGGGUGGAUCGAAAAGUAACCCUCCCACCCCACGGAGUAAAGCAACCACGCCCAGCACCCCUACAGAAUCUGGACCGGGCUGCAUUGUGGAGGAGUUUACCUUUCAGAGGAUGGUGCGGCCUGAGAUUGGAAUCAUGAACCCUUGGAUGUGGGGCAUCCGUGAAGUCAUUCAGUUCCUGAUUGAUGCCGGAGAGAGAGGGUGUGUGGAGACCUUCAGCAAACAGAACAUUGACGGCAGGAAGUUCAUGUCGCUGACCAAGGACCAGAUCGCCAAGCUGACUGGGAUGAAGGUAGCGCCCUCGCUCAAGAUCUACCAGCAGAUUGUCAGGCUGCGGAGCCUCUUCCCAACCCCAGACUGA
Molecule: messenger RNA, 1164 nt
Organism: Acanthaster planci (crown-of-thorns starfish)
Lineage: Eukaryota; Metazoa; Echinodermata; Asteroidea; Valvatida; Acanthasteridae
Biological process (GO): negative regulation of DNA-templated transcription
Cellular component (GO): nucleus
Molecular function (GO): histone binding; chromatin binding
Source: RefSeq, a predicted model, not a curated record